This is a messenger RNA of Helicoverpa armigera (cotton bollworm), 1456 nucleotides long. RefSeq names its product nuclear receptor subfamily 2 group E member 1 (gene tll). The transcript is spliced from 5 exons. Bases 215 to 1369 code for a protein of 384 amino acids. Gene Ontology annotation, biological process: positive regulation of transcription by RNA polymerase II; cell differentiation; anatomical structure development. The record is from RefSeq and is a predicted model, not a curated record. Gene Ontology annotation, molecular function: zinc ion binding; nuclear receptor activity; RNA polymerase II cis-regulatory region sequence-specific DNA binding. NCBI's taxonomy places the organism in Eukaryota, Metazoa, Arthropoda, Insecta, Lepidoptera, Noctuidae.
GACGUAAACAGUGACGUAGUCUAAUAGACCAAUACUUUUCUUUUUAAUUAUUUUUCAUUGUGAAGUGUAUUUUUUGUGUUAAUUUUCAAAAAGUGAUUUGUGACUUUAGUGACAGUUAGUAAUAUUUUUUUUGCAGUUUUUUUUUUUACGUUCAUAAAAUACAUUUCGCAAUUGGACUGAAAAGGUAUGAUGAAGAAAUAGAAAUAAAUUCAAGAUGCAUUCAGCUUCAGCUUCAUCAAGUCGUAUCCUGUAUGACGUGCCAUGCGCCGUCUGUCGAGACCACUCAUCAGGAAAGCACUACGGCGUCUUUGCGUGCGACGGCUGCGCAGGAUUCUUCAAGCGAUCCGUGCGCCGCGACCGACGGUACACGUGCAAAGCGCGGAACCCGGGAGGCUGUCUGGUUGAUAAAGCUCACAGAAAUCAAUGCCGCUCCUGUCGACUGGAUAAGUGUCUGCAAGCUGGCAUGAAUAAAGAUGCCGUCCAACACGAAAGAGGCCCUCGAAACUCAACGAUCCGCCGCCAAAUGGCGUUAUUCAUGAAAGACCCAUUGCCAGGCUCCGAAGUCGGCGGACCAAUCCCGCCGCCAUUGAACUUAGCUUUGCCAAAGCACGACCUGAUGCCGUCACAACCAAUGCCGUUAUACAACCCUUACAAUUACCCCUCCAUAGGCGUCUUUAGUCCUCCGAUUAAUCCUGUCCCCCAUCGGCCUCCGUCUCCCCUCCCUCCUUUGAAUCCUUUUCUCUUCGGAGCGAAUGAUCCAGCGGCAAUAUGUGAAGCAGCUGCCCGUCUGCUGUUCAUGAACGUCCGAUGGUCACGCAACAUUCCCGCUUUCGCAAACCUUUCCUUGCAAGACCGACUUCUCCUUCUCGAACAGUCCUGGAAAAGCCUCUUCGUAUUAGGAGCAGCUCAAUUUCUCUACCCCAUGGAUUUAAACGUACUAAUAGAUAGGAAUAUUUCAAUUGGAGACAAUAAAAAAGACGCAGAAAUAUUUGAGUCGGCUUUAGCUCAAAUAUCUAAAGUAAAUCCGGAUGCAAAUGAAUAUGCGUGUCUUCGGGCGAUUUUACUGUUCAAGGCGACUUCAGACAAAAACGGGGACAGUCCUAACAAAGAGUCGGAGAAUCGAAGACUUGAAAAUGCUACUGCGGUCGCUGUCCUGCAUGAUCAGUCCACCUACAUGUUGAAUGAGUAUUGUCUGCGUGCCUAUCCGCUGCAGCUGGCGCGAUCUAGCAGACUCCUGAACUUGUUGCCCAUCAUCCGGAGUGUGCCGAGCUGCGCCAUCGUUGAAUUGUUCUUCAGAGCAACUGUUGGGGACACCCCCAUCGAACGCAUACUUGCCGAUAUGUACACCAGCGGCCGGAUUACCGAAUAGAAGUAAACUUUUAAAAUCUCAAAUUGUAUGUACUGGUACUUUCCACAUGUAGUACUUACUUGAAAUGUCAAGCAAUUAAACCUCUUA